UCGGGCUUACCGGGUUUUUCCGUCCUCUGACUACUGCUCGCCACUCCAUCGCCCAACAUGAGGAUCAACGCCAUUGUAACGGCGGCGGGCGCCUUGGGCGUCUGUGCCGCUUCCGCUGCAUCCGCUGGCACCAUGGAGAGAGUCAUGGAGAUCAAGACCAAGGAGUGGGAAGAGGCCAGAGCCAAAGGCCUCUUCGGCGGCUCGGCUAAGUACCGCAAGGUCACCAAGACGAAUCGCUGCAUCAACGGCGUUGCGACCGAUGGCGACUCGGCCUACCGGUGCAACAACGUCAAUCUGCACGGCUUCCUCAGCCACGAAGACCUCGGCUCGAGCACCAAAGCCGGCAACGACGUCUGGGGUUGGACAUCCCCAACCGGCCGAGAGUUCGGAAUCGUCGGACAAACCGACGGCGUUGGCUUCGUCGAGAUCACCAAGAACGGCAACCUGGAGUACCUCGGCAGACUGGACACUCAGACUACAGCCACAAGCUGGCGCGACAUCAAAGUCAUCGGCCACCACGCCUACGUCGGUGCCGAGUCCCCCGAUCACGGACUGCAGGUGUUCGACCUGACCAAGCUGCUCGACGUCAAGCCCUGGUGGAACCCCUUCUUCUGGAAGCCCAAGGUCUUCGACAAGACCCGCGACCUCACGGCGCUCUUCACGGGUUUCGGCUCCUCGCACAACAUCGUCGCGCACGAAGCCACCAACAUGAUCUACGCCGUCGGCGGGCGGUCGGGCGCUAACGCGCGCAACACGUCGUGCGCGGGCGGCAUGUUCAUGGUGGACGUGUCCAACCCCUCCAAGCCCUUCUCCCCGGGCUGCAUCCCGCACGACGGCUACGUGCACGACGCGCAGUGCGUUCUCUACACAGGGCCGACCGAGAAGUACCGCGGGCGCGAGAUCUGCUUCAACUACAACGAGAAGCGGCUGACCAUCAUGGACGUGACGGACAAGGCCAACCCCGUCGUCAUCUCGCGGACGCCCUACGUCGGGUUCGCCUACACCCACCAGGGCUGGCUCGUCGACGAGACCAUGACAUUCCUGCUGCUGGACGACGAGCUGGACGAGCGCGACGGCACGAAUCCGGGAGCCGACGGACGCACCACGACCUACAUCUUCAAUGUGACUAACCUGGAGGCGCCGGUCAACACGGGGCAUUACAAGAGCCCUGCCAAGUCAAUCGACCAUAACCAAUACGUGGUCAACGGCUUGACGUACCAAGCCAACUACGGCUCGGGCCUCCGCAUCGUGGAUGUUUCGGGGGUCGAGCUGGACCCGACCGGUGGCAACUUUGAGGAGGUGGGCUUCUUCGACUGCCACCCCGAGGAUGACGACGUGAAUGGUGUGGUGGCCUUCCUCGGCACCUGGUCUGUGUACCCGUACUUCAAGUCGGGGUACAUCCUGCUCAACUCGAUUGAGCGGGGUAUCUUCUCAUUGAAGUACACGGGCAAGAAGGCGAAGUAUUAAGCUUGGCGGGCUACGGCAGUGUUGAGGUAAUGACUCGGUAGAUGACACAAGUCGUCAGUCCCGAGGAUUUGAGGAAUACAGCAACCGGAUUAUCCAGCUACGCAAAGUCCUCGUCUGACCUAGUGUUGUGUUUCAAAGCCGAAUGUGUGUUGGGUCAAGUUUGCUUCACCUGGGGGCGAGUGCAAGACGCUGGAGACAUGACCCCAAAUCCGUGUUGCGAGAAGGAUCAGGAUCGCAUACCCAGAGCACGCUGCCGAAACACCGUCUAGUCAUUUUCCUGCUUCCAAUCCUAAUAUCAGCAUCCUCAUCCCCCA
This is a messenger RNA of Parathielavia appendiculata, 1781 nucleotides long. RefSeq lists its product as uncharacterized. The coding region runs from base 58 to 1467 and encodes 469 amino acids. Lineage: Eukaryota; Fungi; Ascomycota; Sordariomycetes; Sordariales; Chaetomiaceae. The transcript has 2 exons. The record is from RefSeq and is a predicted model, not a curated record. Gene Ontology annotation, cellular component: extracellular region.